Messenger RNA from Gambusia affinis (western mosquitofish), 12490 nucleotides. RefSeq names its product transcription activation suppressor family member 2 (gene tasor2). The transcript is spliced from 22 exons. The record is from RefSeq and is a predicted model, not a curated record. NCBI's taxonomy places the organism in Eukaryota, Metazoa, Chordata, Actinopteri, Cyprinodontiformes, Poeciliidae. Gene Ontology annotation, cellular component: nucleoplasm. Bases 3327 to 11606 code for a protein of 2759 amino acids. Gene Ontology annotation, biological process: negative regulation of gene expression, epigenetic.
ACUUUCAGUAUGAAUACAGACCAUGAACGAGGUCUGUAUUCAUCCUUCUGACUUUUGGGGUUUUAAGCAGGAGGAGUCAGAAAGGUUACCACAGGGAUAACUGGCUUGUGUUAUCCCAAGUGUUCAGAGCGACGUCGCUUUUUGAUCCUUCGACGUCCGCUCUUCCUCUCACUGUGAAGCAGAAGCGUUGGAUUGUUCACCCACUAAUAGGGAACAUGAGCUGGGUUUAGACCGUCGUGAGACAGGUUAGUUUUACCCUACUGAUAAUGUGUUGUUGCAUUAAUAAAAUAGCAAAAGUUAAAUAUAAAAGCAUAUUUUACUUUUACUUUGAAAAUAAAAUAUACUGUUUUAUAUUGAGGUUCAAUUUUAGGUAGAGAUUUUGAACACUUUGAAUGUUGAUAGCACUGUUGUUUGGUUUUUGUUUUAACUGUAAUCAUUUGCAAAUACCCUUUUAUAUGAUAUCUAAUAUAAAACAACUUCUUUCUGAGAAAAUUCAAUCCAAAACCCCAAUUCACAUCCACCAGUAUCCAAAACUAAAUGUCAGUAAGGAUAUCUGAAUUUGAACUGUCCGAGUCCACAGGUUUUUAAUGUCACUUCCUUCUUUAAAACCAUCUCGUUGGUUGAAAAGAAGUGAGUGUGUUCUGUUGUGGCAUGGGAAGUUGGUCUGGCUUUCUUACUAUUUUGAACAAAAUUCAGAGAAGGAUUAAGGAUAUGUGACAGGGAAGUGGUGAGACCAUGGGUAAUGUUACUGUAGUAGUGGUUUAGGUUUGAGUAUAGGAAUGCUGAAUAUCUUCUUGAGAUAAAGGGCUAAAAACAAGUUCGGCUCAGAAUUGGUGUCCAGGUUUCCAAAACUUUGGUUCCCAAGUCAUCUUAUAAAAUACUCCCAUAGCUUUUAAGCUACAACCAACAGAUUCUGACUUUGGGAUCAAUACAAGAUGGAACGUGUUUUGUCAAAAGCUGAUGUAGAUGUUCAAUUCCUUUGCCAUUUGGACCUUAAUCCAUGAGUGUGAAUACUCUAAAAUGAAUUCUAAAGUUUCCUGGGAACCAACGUAAAGAGCAGGUGUAAUAUUACUUUGGAUUUUGUGAAAAGUCUUAGUGAUGAACACUGAAUAACCAGAAGGUGUGAAACUUAUGAUUUGUCUUGAGUCACACUGGUGAAAAGAGUCUUACAGUAAUUUAGGCACAAGGACACCAAGGCAUGAUUAAAAGAGAAAUACAACUGGAUGUAAUCCAAGUAGUAGUAGUGGUGGAAGGAAAUUGCUAAAUAAAAAAUAAUCAACACAGUAUGCCAGCCAAUGAACAAAAAUAAUAUUGGACCCAGAAGUAAACCAUGCGAAACACAUGUUAAUGUGCAAGAACUUGCAAGUCCAGAUGGAGAAUUCAGACAAACGGUGAAAAAACAAAUCUAAUGCAAAGCUAAAAAUAAAUAAAAAAAUAAAAAAACAGCCUGUAAAACAGAAUUUGUGAGAAUCAAAUGACUCACUGAGUUCAAGUGCACAGAUAAAGAGAGGUUAAUCAGUGGGAUAAAACAAGGCUGCAACAGCAACAUAAAUGUCCUAAGCUUUAAUAAAUUUUUAAUAAUGUAUGGUCAUUAUUUUUUUAUAAUGUUACAAUUACAAAAACUAUACAUCUGCACUCUUAUUUAUUUAGAAUGUCUUAAGGUGUGUCAAUCUUCUUAAAUUCUUUGAUUAAAAAGAGAAGAUAUAUUUUUGUCCUGCAUUCAAUUACUUUUUAGCCAAAACUGGCCGCUUUUGAAUCUGGAAAUAUUAUUGUCAGUGUUAUAUGUACAGACAGAUGUGGACUCAUUUUGUUUCAUCGUCUUACUUGCAAAACAACUGACAUCUGUCAAUUUUUAAUUGCUUCUUAGUUUUUCACAAAACUGGUCCAUUUUUCUCAUCCUCUUUCCUUUGGUUCUUUUGAUCCCAAAAUCUACAGUUAGCUCUGUCACAUUGGGUGUUGGUAGUAUUACGGUUUCAUUGUGUUCUUCAGCAAUUCAAGCCUGUAAGAGAAGACAAAAAACAACCACGGUCACAUGCUCCUUUAGAUACAGUGAAAAUUGUCAUUUUUUAAAGAUGUUUUCUUUCUAACCAAUGUGGAGCUUAAUGCUUUUUUCCUCAUAGCUAAAAUCAAACGUCAACAGAAUGCCUUGUCAAUAGAUAUUUGAUCAAAUUCUUACCAGGCAAGAAGUCGAUUUUCAACAGCAAUGAGUACCUUCAGCUACUUCUCACCACAAAUAUGUUCUACUACUUACAGUUUCAAGUUGGCUUAAUCUGAUUCGAAACUGCUCCUGUAGGAAAAUGCAAUUUUAAAGGUGCACCCACCUUAUCAUUUUGUUUGUCUCGGUUCUGGUAUCCUAUUCCGCAUUUAUAAAGAACUUAGUGAAAUGAACGGGGAACUGUCUUAGAUUAUAUGCUGGUUAUAAUCUACUGCUCUAAACAGGUCUAAAUCAGCUAAAGUUUAGAUUCCAGUUUUUUUAUGCUUUUUUUUUUUUUUUUUUACUUUAAAUAUCACUUCCUGUUGGUAAUUGAGAUAAUCUAAAGGCUGAUGUACUGUACAUACCAACCAGUUUCAACGGUAUUAUUGUUUUUUCUCAUUUCCAAUAGGAUGUACUGCCGAAGUUAAACCGGUUGCUUACUUAAAGAUUAUAUAUUUUGAAAAUAUGAAUAAGGAACAUACACAAACUGUUAUAGAACAUAUAGCCUACUUAACUUCCUCAUUCUAUUAAGAAUAGUUAUAAUAAGCCACAUUAAACCGAGCUAUGUCCUCAUAAAUCUUCGAGAAAGUUCCAACACCUCCGCUUCACAUCGCCAGAGUGGUUAUGUCUUAUAUUUUUCCUAAAGGCAAUGCAGAAAAACCAGACGUACGAGACGUGAACUGCAGGCGCAAACUAGCUUCGCCACGCCAUAGCUCCAGCAGCAGCAGCAGCCUCAGUAGUUUGGUCUACACUUUCAAGAUGGACGCUUUAAGCUCAAUAGGUUUCUGUUUCUUUUUCGUCGCGUAGAGCCCAUAUGUUGGUUGCCCACGCCAGGAACCUGGUGGGGGACCUAUGUAGUAUCGCAGCUAAGCUACAGUAUCUUUUGGAAAGCGGAAGAAGGGAUUUUAAUGUGGACAUUUCUGCUCCUUCGUGUUUGGACCGAGGGGUAUUUUGUAACUUCCUGGUUGUCGCAUGAAACAUGUCAGUUGGAAGUGAAGCGACAGCGCGAGGGACUCUGAAAGCUUCGGAUAUUUCGGGAUUAAUGGGAUUUUAUCGGUCGUUUGUGAUGUUCAGAAACGGGGACAAUUGGUUAAAACGACAAGCAAAGGGAGAAGGACAGAUUUCAUAAGCAAUGGAAAGUCGAAAUGGAGGAGCCUCAAGUGAAGGUUUUUUAAUACCCGUGUUGGAAUCUUCGGACGUCUUUCAGAGCAAAAUAUUGGCUCCACUUCAAAGUGCUUACUUGUACGAAGAGUCAAAGCAGUUUUUCAGAUAUAAGUCUGCUGUGUUAGUCAAGAAUCCUGAUCUGGAGAACAAGUACAACGCAUUUCGAGCAAGGAAAACAAACGCAGGGUACUCAGAAGAUGAUCUCAAAGAAACAUACGGCUUUUUGUUGUUUGACGACGGCAGCAAGGCUAAUGCACUUGGACAAACUGGUGUAAUCUCUGGAAACAUGACAUGUACAACUUUGGGAGAUCCAGCAAAAGGUGUUUACAUAUCGAUGUACUCUGAUUGUUUGGAUAUAAACCGUUGGUAUCAUGGGAAAUCUGGUUACAUUGCCAUCAUCAGGCUGACAAAGGGUAAAGUUAAAAAGGUCGCAGAGAACUACACACAGAAUUUCACAGAGCCCACUGUGGGCUGUGACUGUCAUGUGUCGGACCAGUUGCCUUCUGUGUCUUCCAAAACCAGCUCCUUUCUUGCUUUUGAGAGAACUCAGUUUUACAUUUAUGAGCUGCUACAUGAUGGAAGCAGUGAAACAUCUCAGUCUCCCAGCGCUGCAUGUCCAUUUGCCAUUGUGUCAUUUUCAUAUAUGGAUACAAAAGCAUCACCUGUUACACUAGGGAAAAGUGAGGUGCAAAAACAGGUUCAUCACUACUUACCAUGGAGGGGUCAGCUUCAAAUACAGAACCAGAUUUACCAUAUUGACCUCAGAUCCACUGCUGUGGCCUUUAUUCCUGUACAACUACCAUCAGUGAUCAAGGUUACCCAAGCCAUUCACAUGUCAGUUCUGAGAAGCCUGUUGCCAAGAACUGUUUUUGAAACAAGCUAUACAGAGGAAGUCUUUUUGGACGGCUUUUACUGCGACUUGUGUGAGUUUGUAUCCUCUGAAGCAAACGAAGCCGGCUCAUUUGCUCUGCUACUCUCAGAGAUCAAGGAGAACGAUUUUGCUCUGAUUAUUCCUCUGAUUGAUGGGGGAUUUCUUAUUUUAAUGCACCCAUCGCACUUCCUCAGAUAUGAUGAUGCAGAGUCUGCUUCAGCAGAGGUCAUGAAAGGCCUCUUUGUGUUUCCUGACUCACGAUUUGUAAGGACAGACACAAAAUUUCGAGAGAAAAACGGUCCCCUGUCGUCUGAAAUUCUACAUAUUCUACCAGUGCUAAGUUACGCCGAGGGCGAAGCUGAGAAAAUGUCCAUGGAUCCAAAGGAUGAACUUUGUGAAGUCUUGACUGAACACAUGCAAAGCUAUGCCACUUUAAUAAAUCCAGGAUUUUCUUCAAGUCCUUCAAGACCUUCAAGGGAGCUAGGGAUGUUUCCAGAUCAAUAUGACGUGGCUGAAGCGCACAGACAUCUCUAUUUGUCUCCUGAGUGGAAUAACAGAACAUGGGAAACCUUUAAGUCAUACCUGAGCAAACCAGACUCUUUCCAACUUCCAAUAGCUAAGGUUUCAGAGAUAUUGGCAUCAGGACAAAAGGAGCGAGGAGAGGAGCUUGAUGAUGAUGUCUACAUCUGUCUGUCAUCACCAGAGGAGGCGCCAAGUAGCCCAGUUUGUAUGGAAGCAGAAGACCAGUCACCGGCUGAGCAAGCGCUUGGUAAUAUUGGGGUUUCUAUGGAUGUUGGGUUUCCCAGUCCUGAAUUUCAAAUUGCUGCAAAACCCAUGUCUCAGAAUAUUUUGCAAGACAAUUUGCAGAGUGACAUUGUUACCAAAGACGAUCCAAUAUGCGCUCACCUCACUGAUCAACCAAACAAAGCUGAUGAUCCAAAAGCUCAAGACCCACUAAUUCCUCCAACAUCAGAGCAUCUUCCUGCAGAGUUCAUUGUCAGCAUAACCUCAGCAGAGCGAAAAGUUCCAGAUGAAGUAUCAACAUCCAAGUAUACUGACUUUAAUUUUUCUGGUCUUUCCACCAUGGCUAAGUUACAAACAGCUGAAGUAAACUCUGUCAUUGAUCUGUCUGACAAAGCAAAAAAGUGUUUGGAUUUCCCUAAGGUCACCAAUCACCAAAAGAGUACAAAAAGAAAGAAACGACGAAGAAUAUAUUCUGUGGUGAAAAAGAAGGUUUCUAGGACUUCUGUCGAGACUCAUAGUUUAAAAACUGCUGUCUCCACAGUUAAGGUUGAACAUUUAAACCGCGAGACACAGGAGCACAGUGAGGAAUUAAAACUUCCUCAGUUGAGAAGUUCUUUAAAACCGAAGUGGAAAAAACUUCACAGACGGAAGUGCAGAUUUGGUAAACUAUCAUCAGAAAAUAACAAACUUAGAUCUGCUGUUGAUUCAGACAAAACUGAAGAGAUGAAACCAGAUGUUGGACUGGUGAGUUUCCAAAGGGAUAGUUUCUUAGAGGUCUUACCUCUAAGAAAGAAAAUGGAGCGCUGGGACCUGAAGCCCGUCUUGAGUGAAUGUGGGAGGAUUUUGCUUCCUUUUGGCUCUGUAGAUUUUUCUGAUCAGGUUAAGUCUAUGCAGCUUACAAAAAAAGAUGAGUGCCCUGAAAAGGUCUUGCACGAUGUUCCUGUAACUCUUCCUGACCCAGUCGCAAUGGAUAAGCAACUUGGCUCAGCUUCAGAGACAGCAGUUGCUGAAGCCACAUCCACAAGCACUGUUGAUGAUGAAAACCAUCAGCUCGAUCAUGAAGACAUUUUGACACCACCCAUUGAUUAUAGUGGGCGACAACCAUUGACUCCCAACUUUUGUUCUGUUUCUCCAAGAAAUGAUGACACAAAUAAUUUAUCAAAAACUGCUGAAACCAAACAGCUUGAAAUCUUUUCUCCAGUCAAGCUUUCACCAAAAGGGAAACUCCUUCUUAGCAAGCUAAAGUCGGUUCUUUCAAGACGAAAAAGAAAAUUAGACCUCCCCACCAAAACACAAAAAAGGGAAGAUGUUGACCAAGAAAGUGACUUUUGUUUUAAGAAAAGCAAAGUGAACUCUGACACUGAGACACCCAUGGGUAAUAAUGCAACUCCUCAAAGUGUCAAUGGUUCAAAAAUGGCAUCAGUUGACCCUCUUUUCGCAUAUUGCUUAGGCUUGACACCUAAAGAGAAUCUAGAAAAUGUUCAAAAAACCGUGAAGGUGGAUACUCUGAGGAAAGAUUCAACACAGAAAGAGGAACAUACCCCCUUAGAUAAACAGCCACAAAUAAGUCAAAGGCCUCCAUCAAUUUUCCCAAGGAGAAGUAGAAUUAAGACUCUGAAAAGGCAUCAGGGCAUCUCUGCUGAAAACGUUAAAAAGAAAUGGUGGUUGCAUUUUCAAACUCCAGCUUGUUUUACAACUGAAAAAAAAUACAAUGACUGUACUAGUGAUAAAACUGUUGGGAAGACUGUUAAGGAAAAAAUGAAAAGUUCUUGCACAUCUACAGAUGCGUUGAACUUACUUGCUGACUUGGCACUCAGUAAUGACAAAGUCCCUCCACAACCAAAUCAGACACUUGAAAGAAUGUCUAAAGACAGUGUGAAGAAAUGUGACCUUUCAAAAAGUCUUUCCAGUGCUGAUCAAGAGUCAGUUCUCCAUGCUCUGCUUAGAAAUCCUGCUGCUAGACCCCUUCAGUCUCUCGAAUCCCCUUCAAAAUGCUCCCUUGUGGCAGAAAAUAAUUUGGUUUCUUUGAUAUCUAAAGAUCAUGCAUACUCACUGCCCCCAUCUUCUCUACUGUUGGAUUUGUCAGGUACAACCUUCCAGGUACCACCUUUAAGUGGUUCGACCAGACUGCUGAACCAUCACCAGUCAAUGUAUGGCGAUGGAGCUAAAACACUACACCCUUCUGUCAGUACGAGAGACAUAAGUGAACACACCAAGACUCCAGAAAAUCUGCAGAAGCACCAGCAAAAGUUAAAACACUCUCGCACUUAUGUAAUGAAAGAGAAAUCCAUUCAAGUCACAAGAAAAUGGGAAGAAAACUACAACUUCAAUCUAGACAGCAGGUUUACCAGUGAUCCAAAGGACAAAGUCAUCAUCCGAGCUUUGCACGGGCCUUGGGAUUUCUCCAUGCAAGACACUGCUGACGAAGUGCGACUCAUCUUCCACAUGUGGAUAGGUUUGUUUUAUAGCCGGUCAACAUCCAGGUUCUUUCAAGUGGAUUCAACUUUGAUGCAGCAAUGUUCAGAGGAGAGUGGAUCUCUGGAUGUGGCCAGUGGAACUUUAUCAGCCCGAAUUAUGCGUGAGCCUGAGAUCUGUUCAGCUCUGGAUCUUUCAAGUCUGACAGAGACUCCAGGCCUAGAUGCUUCAAAACUGUUGGACCUCAGCAAAAAAGACAAUGCUGUCUCAGAACCAGAAACUGGAAUUUUGGAUUUGUCAGUGAAAAACUUUGAUGUUAAAAGGGUUUCAGUGGAGCAACAGCCCAACAAAAAAGUGACUCUUGUGUCCAACAAGCCCUUAAAAGCAUUGAGUGCUACAAAGCCAGUACCAGGCAUACAGGAAAAAGAACAAUUUCAGUUCAACAAAGAGAUGGUGCAUUUCAGCGAUAUUUCCAGUGAGGUCAAAGAUGAUAAAAACAUCAAGAUUAAAACAGCUGAAACUGAAAACAAGCUAUUACAUUUUGAUCACAAUGAAGCUCCUUCUUCUAAGAGUGACAGGAUAUUUUGUCAAUCAGAGAUGAUGAGGAAUUUACCCCUUGAGCCUCAAUCUGAUGGAGCUACACUUGGAACUGAACCUGUGCUUCACGAAAGCAGUAAAGACAUCAGCUUCAAGAAAGUUGGCAUUGAAAAUGAAGAGGCUACAGUAAGGAACUUGCCCCAGCAAGAUGCAUUGUGCUCACCCACAUCUGUUAUGGACAAGGAGGUAAACAGUGGAGAAGAAUGCAAUGUGAUUCAUACAGGUGUGGGACUACAGGAGAAGGAAAUCUACCAGGAUGACAGUAGAGGUCCUUCUCCGGAUAUGGCGAACAGAAAUGAUGAAUCUGUGAACAAAGAAUCUGAUGUUGUUUGUAAUGGAAAUUAUGUACAUGAAAAGCUGCCAAGUGAGGAAGGUCUAGCCUCACGAGACAGGACUGACAAUCAAGAAGGAAAUAUGGACUGUUGCACAACAGCUACAGUGAAAGAUUUUAAAAAUGAGGAUGUUUGUGUGAAAAAAGAUGGUGAUAAAAGCGAAAACUGGAUUUCUAAUGCUGACAUUGACAGAGACUUGAGAAAUGAGUCAUUACCCAAAAUGUGUGGAGGUCUUGCACAGCAGGGUUACAUUUCAGAGGAUAGUCAAGUAGAUGAACAGCUGCCAUUGUCAGCCAGCAUGGAAGAUUCUUCGCUGUGUGUAAAUCCCAGUGUGUCUAAACAUGGAAGUCCCUCCUUUGAAACUGUUGGCACUCCAUCAGAAAUUGCACCUGAACUUAAAGACACUGCAUCACAGGAAAACUUGGAUAUAAGCAAUACAGACUGUCAGAAGGUGGUGUUGCCCAUUUCAUGUGAGAGGAGCUAUGACUCUCCCCCAGCUCCAUGUUUUCCUCAGGAAAAGGACAGUGUUGAAUCCCCAAACAAAAUGGAAACUUCAGACCAAAGUUUGGAAUCCAAUUCUGAAUGUAAAGCGAAAAAUCUUGAGCAAACUCUACUAGAAGUACAGGAGUCCCCAUCCAAAUGUCAAGGCAAUAAUGUGUGUGAGGUAGAUGAGCAGCUUACUGACGAGACUGAUUCAAAAACUGAUAAAACAAGUAGCAGGUUGAGCAAAAGUUUGAAUUUGGUUCUAAAUCCAACUCACUCACCCAAAGAUGUGGUUGAGGUCUAUGUUGUACCUCCUGAAGACAGGGUAGAAAAAGUUGUUCAAGAUCAGGAACCAAUACCCUUAAUUAGUGACGCUACUAAAACUAUAGCUGCACUGCCUGACAAAAUGUCUAUCGCAUCAAAUGUUGGCAAUGAGGGAGAACUGUCCCCUCGCAAAUCAUCACUUCUUGAUGAAACCUAUACACCAGAAAUGUUUAGGGAAGAAUUUGAUAGCAGGUCCCCAACUCCUACUGUAGAUGAAAAACCUCAUGAUUUAAACUUAUGUUCAAGCCCCAGCAGAAACACCGGUGAUCUCACUGAUUAUGAGGACGACCAAAAUGUGACUGAAAACUCACCACCUACAGAUGAUCUUCCUUUUAAUAAAAAAUUCCAAACUUCUACAGUUAACACUAAUCCAAAUCCCCCUGUUGGCCUUUGUCCUGAUAUCAAAAUAAGAACGCUACGGGUUUUGCGAAGUUUAAACGAAUUCAUUGAGAGUCCUAACCACCAGGAGACACUAGCGGACCCAGAUUUUCCUCCCCACAAAUCUUUUCUCUCAGGGGAAGUUUUACAAGAGGAGGAAAAACCAAAUGUAAGUAAUGAAUGCCGCCCAUAUUCUCGGGGUCCAGUCAUGGCAGUAAAACCAUCUAAAAGCGAGGAAAGUCAGGCGCAUUGGCAGUCAAAAGACAUAGAUCCUAAAUCUACCUCCCAGUGUAAAGAAGCUAGUGGUAAUUCUGUCAAAUACUUAUCACCAAAUUCCAAGAUUUUGAAGGAGACAAAGCAGUUUUUUAAAGAAAGGUCUGAUCAACUUGAUAGUAAUCAUAGUGCCUGUGAGCCUUCUUCCAAAACCCUUUGGUUGGCAAACACAACCUCCAGUGAAUCUGACACAGAGGACGACACAGAUUCCCUAUCAAAUUCUCCUCCUCAGAACUACAGAAGAACCAUGUCAAAGCUCAACCAAAUUUCAUCAUCACCUACAUCAUCUGUGCGAUGCUCUACAUCUGAAGAAAGUUUCCCUGAAUUGGGGGAUCAAGACCCCAAGUUUAUGGACUAUACUGUAAAUGGGACAGUUGAGAAUAUAAUCAUACAUGUUACUCAGAAAGACAGCUCAGACAAGUUACUGACUUGUCACAAAUAUGAAACUAUAAGUGACAGUCGCAUUGCAUGUCCUCAAGGUUCACUCAAGUGCACAGUCUUUAAUUCUGGUCAGAAGAGGCCCUACUCUUUUCUGGAGCAGCUCUCUCAAAGGUACCUUCAGAAUGACAUCACCCGAGCAUCAAUGGAGCAAGAGUGCCUCAUCUUUUCAGAACAGAUGAAAAAUCUUUUGAAAAGGAGUAAAAAGGAACCCUUCUCUCAACCGGGUACUCAUAACAGUUCAGCGUCUUGUACCAGUCCUCUGACUAUCAGCUUUUCCAAACUUGAGGAGCAAGAAGAUUCAAUGGAGUUUUUGGACGCCCCUCUUGUUAGACAAAAGAUACAGGUGGAUAUGUCUAACAGUAAGGACCAGACGGCUUUCACAGAGGAACGAAAGGUGAUCCAUGCUCUGUCUCAGGAAAAUGGCAACCCAAUGGAGCAACCUGGGAUUUCUGCGAUUACUGCAGAAUGUGCUAGACUCUACAAUGCAAGGAUGCUUGAUGUUUGCUCUGCCAAAAAGGUCCCACCCAGAUCUAAAAGCAGAAAAGGUCAUCAGAGCGACCCGAGAACUGACAAAAGUAUCCAUUUUGACUUCUGUGAUCAAAUGAAGAAAGAGCUAGGUGAGACCUUCCGGAGUAAUCUGAAUGCAGUUGUGAAGAAAUCCUGUAAAACAAAGUACAGAUUCUUCAUAAUGGUGACAUCUGAUGACAUCUUCUUCAAAGACACAAAGGCUCAGCUGGAAACAGAGGGCCACACUGCUGUGCAGCCAUUUGAAUUCUUCCUUGGCGAGGGCGGUUCUUCAUCGCUACUCAUUAUCCUCAGAAACGAGGAUAUUGCAGAGCACAUUUGUAAGAUUCCACAUUUGCUCAAGCUCAAGAUGAGUCCAGGUGUGCUGUUUGCUGGUAUCGAUGAACCAGAUGAUGUCAUCAAUCUCACCCACCAAGAGCUGUUCAUCCGGGCUGGCUUUGUAAUGUUUGACAGAGCCGUGCUGGAGCCCCUCAGCGUCGGCAACAUGAAAAAAAUCUCCAAAAUCUUGCAAGAGCUCAGCAGGAUGGGGAAGUGGAAAUGGAUGCUGCACUACAGAGACAGCCGUCGCCUGAAAGAAAACGCAAGGUCGAGUGAAGAGGCAAACGAGAAGAAGCUGUUGAUGUACUGGUGCCAAGAUGCUGGUAUACUGGAUGUCUUGCCUUACCACGAGUGUGACCAGAUGACUAGAGAUCAACCAGAUUAUCUGGCAUGUCUGCUCCGACUGCAAGUCCAACAUGUAUCGUCUCGUUUUCUCGUUUUUAUAACUGAUGCAACGACAGACAGUGCCUUUGAGAAGAACGGGAUUUUGACAAUGACUUUGAACACUUUUCUGACAAAGUCUUCAACGGAAAUAUUCAGAGUUUGACUGAAGAGGGUUGAACUGAUGAUCAGGUUCACUCUCUGAAACAGUAAACAAUCAUAUGCUCUUUGUAUGUGUGAAUUAAAAAGCCACCAGUCAUGGUUAUUUGAAAUGCCUACUACACAAGUAGCUAAUCUUUUACUAACUUAACUGUUGAGCUUCUUUUGUAAGUAACAGUUAUCAGUAUAACUUUCAACAGGCUGUUCCGGUCAUGUUUCUGUAUAGCCUCGGUAAUGAUUCAGUUAUUGGAUAGAUUGGCUGUAUUUGCCAAGACGCUGGCAGCUGUGCUGUUUGAACGCAGUUUGUAUUGUAACUUAAUUCAGCAAUGUACAUUGUAAUGUAAAUCCACUUACAAAUGAUUUUUAUGUUCGUAUUUGUCCUGACAUACUGACUGUAUAGUUUUUCAACCAAGCAAGAAAGCUAAGUUUUGUCCUUUUUUAUUAGCAAUACAUAUUUAAAGAUUACACAUGUAUAGUAUUUUCUGACUUUAUUUAGAACUAAGCAUCACCUGCAAAUAUCUAAAGUUGUUCAUGUUGGUUUUUAAAUGUUUAAAAUCCUGUUUUUGUAUCUAGAAUGACUUCUAUUUUCUAAGUGUUCGAUAACUAUUUUUCUUCUAAAUAUAAAUCUGUCUGAAACUUGAAGAAACCCAAUUUUAUCAAGCUGACUCAUUUACAAUUCAGUUUUAGAGUUAUGUGCAGGAUCUGGGCUUUACCCCCAGCCUUUGCACCAGUGGAAAACUUGAAAGGCACCACACCAAAAGAUAAUGUGGGGUUCCUGAAAUGGGUUUUUUCAGCAUCGGGUAAGUUUAUAAAAAUGUAAAGACAAUUUUAAGGAGGAACUUUCAUUUCCAACUCGUGUCACUUUGCUUGAUUAAAAAAUGAUUUCUGGAA